ACAACAAACAACAAUCGGAGCCUUCCCCGUUAUCGUAUACUUUCUCUCAUCCUCAAACUAUCUGUCGAUGAUUAAUUAUUAGUAUGACUUGAGAAUUACAAAACAAGACGUCCAUCUCUCCGAGAUGGCUUCUGAUAAACCACCUCAAAAUAUCCUUCCAUUGGAAUCGUUCAGUCUUACGGCCGCUCCUUCAAGUACACAUAAUAUCGUGUGGUCCCCCGACGCAGAAUUGGCCAUUGGAUGCGAUGAUUGUGUCUUCGUCUUUGUCCCGGAAUUCUCCAUUCCAAAAACCGCUAAUGGCGGGAGCGCCGGAGUGGUUCGACAGUAUAAUGAAACUACACUUAGAUUUCCAACUGUCGAGCAUAGAAGUCCAGAGUUGAACCGUCCUAUAUUUGACCUCGUCAAACAGAAAGUUCCAGACUUUGAGUACACCCCUGGGGGUGGUGGUUCGGGCACUGUGGCGAGCCAAGGCAGUUCCAUGAACCACCUCGUCGCCUUAGAAUGGUCACCUAGUGGCCUUGGCAGGAUGAAUCGUUCGGUCCUCGCUAUUCUUACCGGCUCUGGUUCUAUUACUAUCUACUGCGAAGGUGCAUCAGACGGUAUGAAUGCCUUCAAGCUCCGUGGCCGCAACGCUAGAGCCUUGAGUCCAUGGGUAGCCGCCUGGGGCGUAGGGGCAGGCAUGCUUUUACCACUUGCCAAAGGGCAUGAAGUAGACUAUACUAAAGAGUAUAUCACUUCUUUCGCUUGGGCAAAGGACACGGGCAGCCAUGGGGCGUUACUGGCAUAUGCGAACGAUGAUGAAGAAGUUGUCAUCAUCUCAGUUCAGUCCAAACACAACUCCAGCGCAACCCCGGGUGAUUGCGGUCAAUGGAGAGUUGAAGAAGUCGCAAGAUUCGUAGCUGAAGGGCCUCAUCCCAAAGUCGACCCUACCGAUCCAGAUUAUUCGCCCUCGGGCUCGUCAUAUGCACUAAGCUGGGGGCCGUGGAUGAAAAGGGGCAGGUCAAAAACUAGCAUAAUAUCGUAUGUAGCCAAAAAUUAUGUUGGAUUCAGGCAAGUUACCAUUCACCUACCCUACGAGCAUAUGACGUGUCCGAAGGUGGAGGUUGGUAAAGUUGACUCUAACGGGGUUUGCCAUUAUUUAUCUACGGAUGCAUUUGUGGUGUGGGAAGACCUGAUAUGGACUGUUGGAGAUUUGAAGGUCUGUCGCGGUAUUAUUGCUACGCCCUCACAAGCGAAAGCUUUUCAGAUACAGUUUGACUGCCAGCCGUCUAGCCGGGUUAUCAAGCACACUACGGACGAGUGCAAGACCACAUAUCCAGAUCAAGAAAACUCCGUAUUAACACAAAAUCCGAUCACAGGACUCAUAAUCCAUCCUCCUUCUCUCUCCCGGACGACAGGCAUGCCCUCGUACUCACUCGUCCGACUGUCGGCCACUCACGAGAACGACGGCUGGUUCCAGACUAACCUUCCGCUCCCUACAAAUCUGGAAGAUGGAAUUGUUGGGCCUCGAUGGGCCACAGAAAUCAACCAGACGAUUGAGCAUCAGCUUCCGCGGGCCAUGGCAUACAAGCCAAUGGCCGAUACUGGCAGUGCCGGGUCCGAGGACGGUUCAGCUGAUGAAGAGGAAAUUGAUGCCGAUUCAGCGGAGGGAUCUGAUUACGACCCCGAAGAAAAUUUUGCUGGCUUAGAUACUGAAGAUCAAGUCCAUAUUAACCGAGUCCGUAUCUGGGGAAUGACGGCUAGUCCAGGCGGGGGAAUUACCGCUGUGUUCACCAGUCACCAUAGUACUGUCUGGUAUGGGCGAGAUACAUACGCGGGAGUAAAGUGCCGCGUCCUUUUCGGCCGUCACGACUGCAAUGCAGACCAGAACAAGCAGAAAGAUACGGCUCUAGCUAUGAAGAAACUCAGCACCGAAGCAAAGGUGUUCGAAUGGAUGUAUGGAGGAGGCCCUCCGGUAACGGGACUCCUAGGCUCAACGGCAGAGGAUAAUGAAGAACAGGCCGCGCUGAAAGAUCAUUUCGCAAUUAUCGGCCGUAGUCAGACUUGCUCAUUCUGUGGCCUGCCCCUCGAACCGAUGGGCAAGAUGUCGCGUUGCGGUAAUAAACAUAUCUUCGCUACCUGCGCGACUACUGGAUUGCCAAUUUUAGCACCCGGCAUGUCGCGUACCUGCGGCGUAUGCGGCUCCAAGUGUCUCAAGCGGGAGGAUCUCGUCGUUAUGGCCCCUCAACUUAGAGACAUCAUCAUGGAUGAAAUAUCGGCCGAGUUGUGCGGCGGAUGUGGUGGGAAAUUCAUUAACUGAUUUGACAUACUUGGCGUUCGAUGUACGCGCUGGUACGGCUGGUAAUAUUGAUAGUGUCGUCAAGCCCUUAUUAGA
Molecule: messenger RNA, 2374 nt
Organism: Daldinia caldariorum
Lineage: Eukaryota; Fungi; Ascomycota; Sordariomycetes; Xylariales; Hypoxylaceae
Exons: 5
Coding region: 125-2299 (724 amino acids)
Biological process (GO): transcription initiation at RNA polymerase III promoter
Cellular component (GO): transcription factor TFIIIC complex
Molecular function (GO): histone acetyltransferase activity
Source: RefSeq, a predicted model, not a curated record